CCAUUUCGACUUUCGAGCGCAGAAACGAGAGGGCCGGAGCAGCCGCAGUCCCGGCGAUCCCGCCGCCGGUCGCCCUCAUACUUCCUCGUCACUGCCUUCGAUGGUACCCGUUUGCGUGUGAGCUUGCAAAAUCCUGGGCUUGGUCAUCUUUCUUCAGAGUUUCUCUUUCCAACAAUCAAGAUGAGCCGUGGCGGUAGCGCGGGUGGUGGUCAAAGUUCUCUGGGUUACCUCUUUGGAAGCGGUGAGCCCCCCAAACCAGCAGUGGCACCAGCUGUAAGUGCUCCACCUGCUGCUGCAGGUGCUCCACCUGCUGAGAAACCACCUGCUGCAAAGCCUGAUGGCACCAGUCAGAUUGCUGCUGGGGUUACCAGCCAAACCAAUAACUACCACAGGGCCGACGGUCAGAACACCGGAAACUUCCUUACGGACCGUCCUUCGACCAAGGUCCACGCUGCUCCUGGCGGUGGCUCUUCCCUGGGAUACCUGUUUGGUGGCAACUGAUGCCGCUCACCAAGCUAUCACCCCCCACUGUCGCCGCAUGCUUUUUCUGAAUCGUGAACAGCCGUUGUCAUUUCAUGUGUACCCAAACCUCCCGUCCCGCGUGGGCCCGUAAGCUGCGCCUAGAUUUCAGGGCUAAUCGUGUGCCUGAACCCUCAUCAUAAGUCGUCUCUGUACCCAGCUUCUCGUUUCGUUUGCACCCGUGAUGGUAUGGUUUGGUUGUUGCCCGCUGGACCUAUCUAUUCUUUGCAUUUUUCCUUUGAAAUGUAUCCUUGCCCAUUUC
Zea mays is the source of this 781-nucleotide messenger RNA. RefSeq lists its product as uncharacterized. Bases 181 to 501 code for a protein of 106 amino acids. The record is from RefSeq and is marked validated. The transcript is spliced from 4 exons. Lineage: Eukaryota; Viridiplantae; Streptophyta; Magnoliopsida; Poales; Poaceae. Gene Ontology annotation, cellular component: cortical microtubule, transverse to long axis. Gene Ontology annotation, biological process: cortical microtubule organization.